AUGGAAACUCGUCAUUUUUGGGAGGAAAACGGACAUGCCGUCAAGUAUGAAAAUUACAAUUCAAAUGAUGGUUUCGGAAGGAUUUCAGGAGAGCAGCUUAAAUUCACCGCGCCGUCCGAAGACGAGGGAGAGUAUUCGCCCGGCGCCUACUUGAAGAAAAGGGAAGGUCUCGAGGCAAGACCCAAUGUCCCACCGCAUAAUAGAGAAGAGACGACGAGAUCGGAUGAAUAA
Molecule: messenger RNA, 231 nt
Organism: Parnassius apollo (apollo)
Lineage: Eukaryota; Metazoa; Arthropoda; Insecta; Lepidoptera; Papilionidae
Source: the annotation of a GenBank genome assembly